AUGGAAUCAAGAAAAGUUGCUUGCUCCUCUCAUCAAAACCAACCUUGUGUUUUCAUUACUGGAAUUUCAGGAAAACUUGGCGAAGUUUUAUGUAAGAGACUUUGUGACCAAGGAUUUAAGUGUAAAGGUUUAGUUAGAGAUGAAGAUGCCAAGAAGGAAGUUCAAGGAUUGGGUUGUACUGAUGUUUUCGUUGGAGAUUUGACAAAACUUCAAACAGAUGACUUUGUUAAAUAUUUGGAAGGAUGUGAUUUUGUGAUUGAUGCAGCUGGAUCAACUUCUGGAAAGGAUAUUGAAAAGAUUGAAUUUACUUCUGGUAAAUUCCUAGCCCAAGCAGCCAUGAAGAGUAAUGUCAAGAAGUACAUUUCCAUGUCAGCUGUUGGUUGUGAUCAUUUCUCAUCUGGAGAAAGAAAGGAUGCUCUUGUAUGUGAUAAAUGUGAUCUAAAACUAAUUGUUGGUGAUCUAAAACUGACAGAUCAACUUUAUGUUGAUUAG
Naegleria gruberi is the source of this 492-nucleotide messenger RNA. RefSeq lists its product as uncharacterized. The record is from RefSeq and is a predicted model, not a curated record. The coding region runs from base 1 to 492 and encodes 163 amino acids. NCBI's taxonomy places the organism in Eukaryota, Heterolobosea, Eutetramitea, Acrasida, Naegleriidae. The transcript has 2 exons.